Messenger RNA from Thyridium curvatum, 3360 nucleotides. RefSeq lists its product as uncharacterized. Gene Ontology annotation, molecular function: heme binding; 2 iron, 2 sulfur cluster binding; nitrite reductase [NAD(P)H] activity. Lineage: Eukaryota; Fungi; Ascomycota; Sordariomycetes; Thyridiales; Thyridiaceae. The record is from RefSeq and is a predicted model, not a curated record. The coding region runs from base 1 to 3360 and encodes 1119 amino acids. The transcript has 4 exons.
AUGACUGUCGGGCAGCGCAAGAAGAUCGUUGUGGUUGGGCUGGGGAUGGUGGGGAUCAGCUUCAUAGAGAAAGUGCUGAAACUCGACGCCAAAACCCGAGAAUACGACAUUGUUGUCAUUGGCGAGGAGCCGCAUCUGGCUUACAAUCGAGUCGGGUUGACAACUUUCUUCGAGCAUAGGAAGAUUGAGAACCUGUAUCUCAACUCUGAAGAUUGGUACAAUGGUUUCGCAGACGGUGCUCUCGGCUGCCACAUCAACACAAAGGUCACCGAGAUUCUUCCCGCAACAAAAAUAGUCACAUGUGCAGAUGGCAGUGAAGUGUCCUAUGACAUUCUGGUCAUUGCCACCGGUUCCGAUGCCAUUCUCCCAAGCCACACACCAGGCCAUGACGCAAACGGUGUCUUUCUCUACCGGACGAUCGAUGACCUGGAGAGGCUGAUUGCCUUUGCCGCGACGAGGAAAGGCACAGUCGGCGCCGUCGUUGGCGGCGGACUCUUGGGUCUCGAGGCCGCGAAAGCAAUGCUUGAUCUUGACUGCUACGAGAGGGUCAAGGUCAUCGAGCGCAACAAAUGGGUACUCAGUCGACAACUUGACGGCGAUGCAGGCGGCAUGGUGGUCGAGCAGGUGCGGAGCUUAGGGGUGGAUGUUCUUCUCACGAGACAGGUAGGGAAGAUCGAGGCCGACGCUGAUAACAAUGUUGUCGGCGUGCACUUUGAGGAUGGAGAGUACCUGCCGUGCUCGACCAUAUGUUUCGCGAUCGGAGUACGGCCGCGAGAUGAGCUUGCCAGGAAAGCAGGGAUCGAGUGUGCAGAGCGCGGUGGCGGGAUUGUUGUCAGUGACGACCUUACCACCAGCGAGCCCGACAUCUACGCCAUUGGCGAGUGUGCAAGCUGGCAGGAUCAGACAUUCGGUCUGAUCGCGCCCGGUAUCGAGAUGGCAGACGUCCUGUCGUUUAACCUGACACAGGCCAAGCUACAUCAGCCACGCCUGUAUAAGCGACCGGACUUGAGUACGAAACUCAAGCUGAUGGGCGUCGACGUUGCGAGCUUCGGCGACUUCUUUGCAGACAGGGACGGACCCAAGCACCUCCCAGCUAAGGCAGCACGGAAGGGGUCGCGACAGACAAACGGGACAAACGGGACAAACGGCCACAAGCAGACCAACGGCAACGGCACAGUAAACGGAGGGGCAGCAGCAGGCCAAGUCAAGGCUCUAACGUACAAGGACCCCUUUCAAAAUAUCUACAAGAAGUACAUAUUCACCAAGGAUGGGAAGUAUCUACUCGGUGGCAUGAUGAUAGGAGACACGAGCGACUAUGUGAAACUAGUUCCCAUGGUCAAGAACCAGAAGGAGCUCGACAUACCACCAGCACAACUCAUCCUAGGGGCGAAGAAAGAAGGGGCAGACGACGGCGACGACCUAGAAGACGACACGCAGAUCUGCUCGUGUCACAACGUCAACAAGGGCGACAUUGUGAAUAUCGUCAAGGACGGCUCGUGCAAGAGCUUGGGCGAGGUGAAAUCGUGCACGAAAGCAGGCACGGGCUGCGGAGGAUGCAUGCCCCUGGUCACAUCCAUCUUCAACAAGGCCAUGAAGGACAUGGGCAACGAGGUCAAGAACAACCUGUGCCCGCACUUCGACUUCACCCGCGCGGACCUGUACAACAUCGUCAUGGCGAAGCGCCUCCGGACCUUCCAGGACGUGAUGCGCGAGGCGGGCACCUCGCCCGACGGCCUGGGCUGCGAGGUGUGCAAGCCGACGGUCGGCAGCAUCUUCUCGAGCCUGUGGAACCGGCACGUCAUGGACCGGGCGCACCACGGCCUGCAGGACACCAACGACCGCUUCCUGGGCAACAUCCAGCGCAACGGCACCUUCAGCGUCGUGCCGCGCGUGGCCGGCGGCGAGAUCACGCCCGACCGGCUCAUCGUCAUGGGCGAGGUGGCGCGCGAGUACGGGCUCUACACCAAGAUCACGGGCGGGCAGCGCAUCGACAUGUUUGGCGCGCGCAAGCAGGACCUGCUGGCCAUCUGGCGGCGGCUCGUCGACGCCGGCAUGGAGAGCGGGCACGCGUACGCCAAGUCGCUGCGGACGGUCAAGAGCUGCGUCGGCACGACGUGGUGCCGCUUCGGCAUCGGCGACAGCGUCGGCAUGGCCGUCCGGCUCGAGGAGCGGUACAAGAGCAUCCGGAGCCCGCACAAGAUCAAGGGCGGCGUGAGCGGGUGCGUGCGCGAGUGCGCCGAGGCGCAGAACAAGGACUUUGGCCUCAUCGCCACGGAAAAGGGGUUCAACAUCUUCGUCGGCGGCAACGGCGGCGCAAAGCCGAGGCACUCGGAGCUCCUGGCCAAGGACGUGCCGCCCGCCGAGGUCGUGCCCAUCCUCGACCGCUACCUCAUGUUCUACAUCCGCACCGCCGACAAGCUCCAGCGCACGGCCCGCUGGCUCGAGGCCCUGCCGGGCGGCAUCGCCUACCUGCGCGACGUGGUCCUGCACGACCGCCUGGGCAUCUGCGCCUCGCUCGAGGCGCAGAUGCAGGAGCUCGUCGACUCCUUCUUCGACGAGUGGGCCGAGGCGCUCGCCGACCCGGCCAUCGCCGCCAAGUUCCGCCAGUUCGACAACACGGACGAGUCGGUCGACGCCACGGAGCUCGCGCCCGAGCGCGGGCAGCGCCGCCCCGUGCACUGGCCGCGCGACGCCGCGGCCGACGACUUUGCCGGCCUGCGCGACCGCUGGUCGUCGACGGCGUGGCAGCCCGUCAUCGAGGCGGCGCACUUCGAGGGCGCCGACGACGCGCCCAACGGCAUCUCGGCGACCAUCAAGCGCGGCGACACGCAGCUCGCCGUGUGGCGCGUCCGGGGCCGCUACUUCGCCACGCAGCAGAUGUGCCCGCACAAGCGGGCCUUUGUGCUGUCCGACGGGCUUAUCGGGCAGCAGCAAGAGGAGAAGGAGGGGGCCAGCGGGUGCGACAAGAAGGCGGCGCCGUGGGUGUCGUGCCCGUACCACAAGCGCAACUACGACCUCGGGGACGGCAGCUGCAAGACCGACUCGGCGCUGUCGAUCGCGACGUUUGACGUCGAGGAGCGCGCGGACGGCAUGGUCUACCUGAGGCUGCCGCCGGUGGAAGAGCUGGACGCCGCGCUGGGGACGAGCAGGUGGAUGGUGCGCAAGGGCGACGGGGAGGUGGGCGCGGACGGCACGAGCAACGGCGCGGGAGGACCGCCCUUCACGGAGCUCGACCGCAAGAUUGGGUUCAAGGGGCGGCGGGCCAAGAAGCCCGGCGUCAGGCCGCAUGCCGAACUCCCCAUGCGCAAGCCUGUACAGUUGGCUGUGGGUGGGGGAUGUGGCAUGGCUCCAGACUGGUGA